AUGGGUUUGCUAGCGCUUGGAACAGCGCUGGAAUGGCCCGAGGCCAAGAAGAAGGCACACCAGGUGCGGCAAUGGGGAAUUGAGCAACUACUUGCGAAUUGGCGCCGAGCAAAGGGCAAAGAGCGGGAUGCUCUUCUCUGGGGAGACGAGGUUGAAUACCUCGUGGUAGCCCUCGACGAUGCAGCCAAGAAAUCCCGGUUGUCUCUGGCCCAAGCUGAAAUCCUCAAGUCAUUGGCCAGAGACGAGGCCUUGUGGAAGGCUGGAUCUUGCAAGAACAAUGAGGACAAUGGCCACGACGGCGAGGAACCACCCCAUUUCCACCCCGAGUUCGGGAGAUUUAUGCUGGAGGCUACACCCGGACGCCCGUGGGGUAUUGGAUUCAAAGACCUGCUAAAGGUGGAAUCCAACAUGAAGUGGAGGCGAGAGGUUGCGAAAGCGCACAUGGCACCGAACGAAUGCCCUAUUACACUGACGACAUUUCCUCGAUUGGGGACCAAGGACGACUAUAUCCAACCAUAUUAUGCGCCAUCUGGGCCCGCUCUCCGCUCUCAGUUUGUCCCCGACCAAAUUGCCAAUCCUCACAUUCGAUUUCCCACGCUGGCCGCCAAUAUUCGAUCGCGAAGAGGGCGCAAGGUAGAACUGAAUGUUCCCGUCUUCAAAGACACCAAUACGCCCACUCCGUUCAAAGACCCAACUGUCAACUACGACCUUUAUAACUGGCCCGAGGACGCCGAUGUGCGCAAUGGCGCCGCCAAGGUCGACCAUGUGUAUAUGGAUGCCAUGGCAUUUGGGAUGGGCAGUUGCUGUCUGCAGAUCACCUUCCAGGCGAAGAAUAUGACGGAGGGUAGAAGACUUUAUGAUCAAUUGAGUCCACUGGGGCCGAUUCUCCUGGCUCUCACUGCCGCCACCCCCAUCUACAAGGGAUUCCUCGUGGAUACGGACGUGCGAUGGAACCAAAUCGGUGGAGCCGUCGAUGACCGGACACCGGAAGAACUCGGUGAAGCUCCUCUCGAGAACGACCGUUGGCGGAUCCCCAAAUCUCGGUAUGCCUCGAACUCGACUUAUAUCUCGCAAGAUCCCCGGUUGCGAAAGGAGUACUUUGACCCGGAUCUGGUCGUGGAUGAGGAUAUCAAGAAACGGCUAAUGGAUGGAGGCAUGGAUGAGUUGUUGGCCACGCACUUUGCACACCUCUUCAUUCGCGAUCCUCUGGUGAUCUUCUCCGAGGAUCUCGAAGAGUUGGAUCUCAAUAAAGCAGACCACUUUGAGAAUCUGCAGUCCACAAACUGGCAGCACAUGCGAUUCAAGCCGCCGCCCCCGGACAAAGAUGAUGUUGGAUGGCGGGUCGAGUUUCGGUCGAUGGAAAUCCAAAUCACGGAUUUCGAAAACGCCGCAUUCAGCAUCUUUAUUGUCCUCAUUACGCGGGCGAUCUUGAGCUUCGAUCUCAAUUUCUACAUCCCCAUCCAGCGAACGACAGAAAACAUGGAGACGGCUCACGCCCGCAACGCCAUCCAUGACCGCAAGUUCUACUUCCGCAAGGACCCGUUCCCCCGGCGGAUGCCCAAGAGCACCCAACCGUCCAACGGCAGCGCCUUCUCGUCCACCACUUCUUCUGCGGUCAACACGCCGCCACCGUCUCCUCCUCUGGGUCCGGUCGAGACCGAGUACGAGCUGAUGACCAUCUCGGAUAUCGUCAACGGCUGCGCUGAUGGGUCGUUCCCGGGUCUGAUUCCGCUUGUGGAGUCGUAUCUCAACAGCGUCAAUGUGGACGUCGAGACGCGGUGCUUCUUGGCCAGCUACCUCGACCUGAUCCGCAAACGCGCCGACGGAACCCUUUGGACUGGCGCCCGUUGGAUCCGCGAGUUCGUGGCCAAGCACCCUCGGUACCAGCAUGACAGCGUGGUGUCCGAGGAAAUCUGCUACGAUUUGGUCAAGGCAGUGGAGGAGAUGACGGCGCAGGAGGGCCGCCAUGGCUCCGUGGGAUGGGAGCUUCUGCGAGGAAAAAGGAACUAG
Penicillium alfredii is the source of this 2010-nucleotide messenger RNA. RefSeq names its product glutamate--cysteine ligase. The transcript has 7 exons. NCBI's taxonomy places the organism in Eukaryota, Fungi, Ascomycota, Eurotiomycetes, Eurotiales, Aspergillaceae. The coding region runs from base 1 to 2010 and encodes 669 amino acids. The record is from RefSeq and is a predicted model, not a curated record. Gene Ontology annotation, cellular component: glutamate-cysteine ligase complex. Gene Ontology annotation, biological process: glutathione biosynthetic process. Gene Ontology annotation, molecular function: glutamate-cysteine ligase activity.